This is a messenger RNA of Suricata suricatta (meerkat), 2197 nucleotides long. It is a transcript of the gene ASB8, whose product is annotated as ankyrin repeat and SOCS box containing 8. Gene Ontology annotation, molecular function: protein binding. Gene Ontology annotation, cellular component: cytoplasm; nucleus. The record is from RefSeq and is a predicted model, not a curated record. The coding region runs from base 150 to 1016 and encodes 288 amino acids. Gene Ontology annotation, biological process: intracellular signal transduction. The transcript has 4 exons. Lineage: Eukaryota; Metazoa; Chordata; Mammalia; Carnivora; Herpestidae.
CCCAAUCGCUCUUCAUAUCCUGUAAACAGUGAAGCCAGCUGGAGACGCUAUCUUCUGCUUCCGGGUCACAACUUGACAGCCACUUUCACCACUCAGCUCUGCCUCCGAGGUUCGGCAGUUUGGAGCAUGUGAACAUACUCUGAGCCUUGAUGAGUUCCAGUAUGUGGUAUAUUAUGCAGAGCAUUCAGAGCAAAUACUCUCUCUCAGAACGCUUAAUCCGAACAAUCGCUGCCAUUCGUUCCUUCCCACAUGAUAAUGUAGAGGACCUCAUCAGAGGGGGAGCAGAUGUGAACUGUACCCAUGGCACACUGAAGCCCCUGCACUGCGCCUGCAUGGUGGCAGAUGCUGACUGUGUGGAGUUACUCCUGGAAAAAGGAGCUGAGGUGAAUGCCCUGGAUGGUUACAACCGAACAGCCCUCCACUAUGCAGCUGAGAAAGAUGAAGCUUGUGUGGAGGUCCUCUUAGAGUAUGGUGCAAACCCCAAUGCACUGGAUGGCAACCGAGACACCCCACUUCACUGGGCAGCCUUUAAGAACAAUGCUGAGUGUGUGCGGGCCCUACUGGAGAGUGGGGCCUCUGUCAAUGCCCUGGAUUAUAACAACGAUACCCCGCUCAGCUGGGCUGCCAUGAAGGGAAAUCUGGAGAGCGUCAGCAUCCUUCUUGAUUACGGUGCCGAAGUCAGAGUCAUCAACCUAAAAGGCCAGACGCCCAUCUCCCGCCUGGUGGCUCUACUAGUCAGGGGACUCGGAACAGAGAAAGAAGACUCUUGCUUUGAGCUUCUCCACAGAGCCGUUGGGCACUUUGAAUUAAGGAAGAAUGGCACCAUGCCACGGGAAGUGGCCAGAGACCAGCAGCUGUGUGAAAAACUGACUGUUCUGUGCUCAGCCCCAGGAACUCUAAAAACACUGUCUCGCUAUGCUGUGCGCCGGAGUUUGGGACUCCAGUAUCUGCCAGAUGCAGUGAAGGGCCUUCCACUGCCAGCCUCUCUAAAGGAAUACCUGUUACUUGUGGAAUAGGCCCGAGAUGUUUGCACCAGGCAGGCAACUCCGGGUGAGAUUUUUCCCUGUGGUACUGUCUCUUUGUCUUGAAAAACAGGAAAAGCAGUUGUUCCUGUUGUGUGGUUUGUAUUUAGAGGCAACAAGUCACAACAGUAACCUCCACACCAUCUUCCCUCCCCAAACCAAGCAACCAACCAAAAAAAAAAUCCCUCACUUUUGUUUUCUGUUUAUUGCUUACUUGGCUUUUUAUAUUGUGCCCUGCAAACAAAAAGGUCUCCCCCUACCCUCCCCUUUAGGGAAAAAGUCAACAAUGCAACUAAAUUCUCUAGGAAGAUGAAGAGUAUUUAAAGAAUGUGUGUUUAGUUUUCCUUUGAGAACAUGAUUAACAUUUCAGAAGAAUCCCACUAGAAACAUUUUAACUGGGCAGUGAAGAAGUCUAAGAAAACUCCAGCUAACAAAUGUGGCCCAAAGAUGAAGAUAUUACAAGCUCAAACAGUGUGCUGAUCCACAGUUGGGCUGGAUGGUAUUCCUAGAGUGCCAGGUCCUGGAGCAUGCAGACGGGUCUGGCCCGCCCCCAAUCAAAGGACACAGCAGUCUUUGCCUCUUUUCCUUGGGUGUGCCUGAGGGUUCCAGUAGUUCAGCAGUGUUAUUUCAGAACUAACAUUUUCUUGCUGUCUCCACAUAGUAGAAGAAAUAGCAGGUUCUGAAUAGUCCUAAGAACUGAAGUCCUAAGAACUUUGCGAAUGCAGCUCUUUCUCUUCGUGAAAGCCAGUUUGCUCCAAUGGGCUUAGCAGGUGCCCUGCACCUCGAUGAAGGUGUUUGCUCUAGCAGGGGAGGAGAUGGGCCGGGCUGCAUUUUCCCAUGGGUCAUCUUCAUUUCCCUUUAGGGAGCUCAUGCGACUAAGUUUGGAGUUAUUUUCCUUUCAGUUGUUUGGGAAACUGCUAUUUACUGAUUCAUACAAGACAUUGGGGGAGGCCAGGGCAUGGGGAAAGAACAUUGUAAGAGCUUCUUUUGAGACGGCCCACCUACUCAAAAAAGAACUGUUUUAGUCAACCAUACUUCGUCAACAACAUACUUCCUUUUCAUGUUCCUAAACUAGAUCAAGCUGUUAUUAUCUUGGAUGACCCAGAUGCAAGUUUGAAAAACUUUUUUUUUAAACUGAUUGGGAAGUACAAAUAAAAAAAUGACUGAAAUCUGCU